GACAUUAAAAAAGCCCUGUAUAAAGUUCUGGGAAGAUCGACAUUAUUUUUCGACCAGUUAGAAGCAAUUGUAAUUGAUAUUGAGAAAAAUGUAAACAACAGGCCACUCACGUACGUCGAAAGCGAGCAAGAAGAGGAACAAGUGUUUACACCAAAUACAAUUCUGUGGGGAAAAACGUGCAUACCAUUGACGAAUCAGACACGGAUAAUGGAGAAGUCGUGA
Messenger RNA from Paramuricea clavata, 222 nucleotides. Lineage: Eukaryota; Metazoa; Cnidaria; Anthozoa; Malacalcyonacea; Plexauridae. The record is from the annotation of a GenBank genome assembly.